AUGAGAAGAAAGCUAAACCCAGUUGUUGAUAUUCAUUCUAUAUUCAACAAUAGUAAUGGGGAAAAGGAACACAUGUUGGGAUCAGGAUUUAUUGUUUCACCCCCAUCUUCAAAAGAAGUCUACAUUUUUACAUGUUUCCACAAUGUGAGUGGGUUCAGAAAGAAUGGAAUUUGGUACAAUAACGAGUCAGUUUAUGUAUUAUUGGAUCCAGAUAGGAGUCAGAGACCUAACUUUACAGUAGAGCAUUAUUGUAAGUGUGAAAUUGUUGAAACUGGAUCUGUUUUAGAAAAUGAAUUGUUAACAGAUCAUCCUCAAGAAGAUUGGGCCCUACUCAAAACAUCAACAGAGUUAUUACUUGAAGAAGAUCCAAAUUUCUUUUUUAUUCCAUCCCCAUCCAAUGUUUCUGAAUUACAAUCAAAAGAAGAGAAAACAUAUAGCGUGUGCCUUCAAUCCAUUCCAAGUAGAGUUCAAGAAUUAGAUAUGAACACACAUCCUUGUAAUGUGAAUAUCAAUAUGGAGACAAUUUGUCAAUAUAUAGAAUUUGAUGUGAAAAGUGCAAGCUUUGGCAGAGGGAGAGGAGGAGAUGAAGGUGUGUCUUUUUAUGAUUCCGUAUCUUUCAAAGGUAGCUCAGGAGGGGCUGUUACGACGUGUAAUCAACAUUAUGAAGAUUGGUCAUUGUUUAAAGAAAAAAUCGAGUUAUCGAAUAGAGUUGUUGGAAUUCAUAUUGGUGCUGAGAAUUUUGGAAAAGUCGAUUGUUCAAACCAUGUGAAUAGAUGUUGCAGUGUAAAAAAUUGGUUCCAGUGCUAUCUUUCGAAAGUGUACGACCCUCUGAGAGAACAUUUCUCUCAAGCAUUCCAAGAGUUGGUUGAGUCAGAAAGAUACUUUUUUAAUAAGAAUUAG
Messenger RNA from Naegleria gruberi, 900 nucleotides. RefSeq lists its product as uncharacterized. NCBI's taxonomy places the organism in Eukaryota, Heterolobosea, Eutetramitea, Acrasida, Naegleriidae. The record is from RefSeq and is a predicted model, not a curated record. Bases 1 to 900 code for a protein of 299 amino acids. The transcript has a single exon.